Molecule: messenger RNA, 1478 nt
Organism: Vidua macroura (Pin-tailed whydah)
Lineage: Eukaryota; Metazoa; Chordata; Aves; Passeriformes; Viduidae
Gene: MINDY4B
Product: MINDY family member 4B
Exons: 12
Coding region: 1-1368 (455 amino acids)
Biological process (GO): protein K48-linked deubiquitination
Molecular function (GO): K48-linked deubiquitinase activity; cysteine-type deubiquitinase activity
Source: RefSeq, a predicted model, not a curated record
AUGGGUGACCGGGGGACUGGGCACGCUGCGCCGACACCGCUGGAGGAGAUCGCCAGCAGAAUCUCUGACCUCAGCAAAUGGAGAGAAAUCUUUAGUUUCCAUGGCUUGGAAAUCAACAGCACAAUUCAUCAGCAAGGACGGAGCAGUGCUGCCCAUGGACCACCCGAAGCCGGGGAGUCCCCAGGGUCACAGCCCCCCUCCUCCAUCCCCCAGCCCCUCCUGCUCCCUCAGGGCGAGGGCGGCCGCCCCAUCCCCCCGGACACGGCAAUGAGGCUGCAGAAGCUGCUCUUCAGGAGCACGGCCCCCCUCUUCAGCAGUGAGUGGGCAGCAGCACACUUCAGGUUCCACCCGCCGCACUCGGAUCUGGCCUACGCACUGCAGGCAGGGAAGGGAGGAACGAGAGCCAUUCUGGCGGCUGUACAAGCACACAUCAUCACAUACCUGCUCUUCACAAGAGAGACAGAAUGUACUCACCUGGAAAGGCUGUGCCGGGUCGGGCGGUGGGAGCAGGGGCAGGCACUGGCCUCGGCCCUGGCAGAGACCCUGUGGGCAGCAGGAGGAGGUGGCAGAGCUGUCGUGUGCCUCGUCACUGCCCCUAUCACCACGAUGCCACGUGAAGGCUACAGAGCCAACAGCUUCACAGAGAGAAUCCGGCUCUUUGAGUUCUCGGAGAAAGCUGCUGCUCAGGGGUUCAUCUCUGAUCAUAUGAACUGUUUCAAAGGUGAAGGAAGCCAUGGAGUGAUCCUAUUUUUAUACAGUUUACUUUUCUCUAGGACACUUGAAAGGGUCCAAGAGGAUUUGGGUGACACAGCUCCUCUGCUGAACAUCAGUUCUGGAAAUGUCACCUGUACAGAGGCCGUGCUCAGCCUGCUCCUGACGGGACGGGCGAGCCCGCGGCAGCUCGGCGGCUGCCGGGAGCCGGAGCCGGGCGCUGGGGACGGGGAUGCGGGCACCGGCGGAGCGGCAGGUGAGCGCAGGGACAGCCCCACGGCCAGCGGGACCCUCGGCACAGCCCGGGCUCCUGGCAAGCGUCCCCCUGGCCAGGUGAGCCCCGGGCUGCGGACUCCCCGGCUGCCCGUGUGGCUGUGCAGCGUCUCGGGCAGGCACAGCGUGCUCUUCGGCACCGACAGCCGGCUGCUCUCCGACUGGAAAUCCGAGAGAAUUUUCCACCUGUACUUCUACACUGGGCAGCAGGAGCAGACCCAAACUGCCCACCUGACGAUAGACACUCAUUCACAUCACUGGGAAGAGGCUCAAAGAGAAGGCCCCUGCAGCCCAGGGAAGAGGCGCCCAGCCCUGGAGAUGGCAAUCAGGACCAAGUGGGCAGGUGCGACCGUCAGCUGGAACGGGACAGACCCCUUCUUCUGAGGAGUGAGCAGGAUGGAGCCCUGCUCCUGAAGGGUACUGGCAUCUCCCACACACUACCAGCUGCACAGGACCCUGCAGUCUGGGAGACAAAAAGCUCUCUCCCCAAUCAA